AUGGAUACACGAACAUCCCGGUUCUUGGACCCAUCCUCUGCGAUGGCAGCCAUCACCAAGCACAAGGCCGAAGCUAUCAGGCUAGCCCGAGAGCAAGGAGUGGCCGUCCAGGAAAUGUGUCGUCGCGCGAAAACAGAGCCUCCGCCAUACGAGUUCGAAGAGUUGAUCGGGAAAGGUGCCUAUGGUCGUGUGUACAAAGGCCAUCAAAAGCCGUCAGGCCGGCUUGUUGCCAUCAAAGUCCUCGAUAUUGACUCACAGGACUACAAGUCAAUUCGGGAUUUUCGAGAUGAGUCUAUCAAAGAUUUCAUUCAUGAAACAAAGGUGAUGAAGCAGGUGAAGGACGCUGGUGCCAAAAACAUCAAUGAACUCAUCGAAGCCGUCUCCAUCCAUUCCCAGUUGUGGCUGGUUUGCGAGUACUGUCCCGGUGGCAGUGUUCGUACUUUGAUGCGUGCGACAAAUGACAAACUUGAAGAGAAAUACAUCAUCCCAAUCGCCCGCGAGCUAGCUGUCGGACUUCGUGCUAUCCACGAUGCUGGUAUCAUUCAUCGUGACGUGAAAGCGGCAAAUAUCCUUAUUCACGAGGAGGGCCGUCUAGAAAUCUGUGACUUCGGUGUUGCAGGUGUCCUCCAAUCACAACGAGACAAACGAUCAACGUGGAUAGGAACACCACACUGGAUGCCGCCAGAGAUGUUCGCAACUGGUGGCGAGGCGCCUCGCUAUGGAAGUGAGAUUGACGUAUGGGCUUACGGGUGCACACUGUACGAGUUCGCGAACGGAAAUCCGCCAAACGCAGGCCUCCGAGAAAGAAUGCAGAUCGGUCGCCAGCUGAAUCGCAAAACUCCUCAGCUAGACAGUGAAAAUUACAGCCAGGGGUUGAAGGAUCUAAUUGCAUUCGCUCUUGACUCCAAUCCGGCCACUCGCCCAACGAUGGCAGACAUCCUGGCUCAUCCUUAUAUCGCCGGCACAGAAGAGGCGUACCCAACGUCAUCCGUGAGUGAAUUAGUGAGAAACUACUACCAGUGGUCUCAACGAGGAGGGCAACGGAUUUCGCUGUUCCACCCAGGCGGCGCCGCGGCAGCCGAGCUCCGUGGUUUCGAAGAGUCUGAAGAUGACUGGAACUUCAGCACGACGGACGGGUUUGAGCGAAGAUUUUCAGUCAUUGACUUAGAUCAAAUUGCUGCGUCGGUGGCUGAGAUGGACCAACCAGUAAGACCGACCAACACGCCGCCUGAGCCGGAGUUGGGCGAAGAGUUUUCGGAGAACGCCCUCAACUACAAAGAGAAGGCCAACUUUAAUGAACGUGUGCGUCGAGGCUUUGAAGCGAUGGAAGGCCUUUUCAAUGAGGAAAAGCCCAGCUACAAAUACGAAACGAAGAAUGACUUCGUUCCCAUUGAACCCGCCCAGCCCACUUCAGACCUUCCUCUCCGCGCGGAAACAGACCGCUCGUCUGUUACAUCAACCUGUCUCGAUAUUGACAUCGGGUCGUUCGAAGCCUCCCAUUAUGCAGCCGGGACUCCAGCUGCGCAGCCUUUCCAACUGGUUGAUGCAAACACCAUCCGUGCAAAUCGUUCCAGUCUUCGCUUGCACAGGAACUCCAACGAAAAUAGCACAAAGCUUUACGAUAGCGACGCAAGUGACAAUGCCAAUAUUGAGGACACAUUCGUCCCGUCCGGUCCACGACCUCCCACUAUGGACUGGAAAUUCCCAUCAUUCGCACAGAAUGAAGAGGAACCCACGGAACAAGACACGGAGGCCCCUGCGCCCAAGCCCACAGCGGAGGCUAUUCAGGCUGAGAAGCGAGCCACUAUGGAGUGGACAUUCCCCGUAAUGGAAUCUGCGCCCGAUGAUCAGGUUUACGAUGUACGAAAUGACACACUUCGGGCUCCACUUCCUGAGAUUCAGUCUUCGCCGCCAUCGCAACGACAGCCAUUAGAUGAAGCAAAUGACUCUCGCCCUUCGACGUCAGCGUCGAAUGCCUCGGACUCCGACUAUGACCCCUUCCGCUUCGAUCGCUCUCCCACGCCACCUGACGCAAAUUCUGUCCAUCACAGUCACUUCUUUGAUACUGCACUCCCUGCUAAGGUGCCCGAAGCCAGUUACCAUGAUGACGAGACUUCCAGUGUCCUCGACGGCCCUGGGCCAGACGAAGAAUCAACCCCGCACUGGAAUGCACAGGAUACCUCGUUUGAUGGUAAUCUAAGAGAUUUGCCCACAGCGAUCCCUCCGGAAACCCCCCACUGCCUCUUCGGUCCCGUCUCCGAACCAGGCUCUCCCGUGUUCGAAACCGUACGGAAUGUACGACACGACGAAUCUGAAGCCGUGCCGGCGGCAGAGGAUACGGGUGCCAUUCCCUUCCCGGCGCUUGUCCCCCCACAUGGGGCGAGUUUAAUGGAAGGGGUGGAUGAUAACGCAGUCACAGCAGAGCUUGAUCGUCUGCUGGGUGAUUUCCUCGAGUCGCUUUCGGCGACUGGUGAAGCAUUGUCGUUUGCUGGAGUCCACCAUGAGAUGAACAACGUCCAUGACCACGGUGCUGCGCAGGUCUGA
Molecule: messenger RNA, 2544 nt
Organism: Penicillium bovifimosum
Lineage: Eukaryota; Fungi; Ascomycota; Eurotiomycetes; Eurotiales; Aspergillaceae
Product: putative serine/threonine protein kinase
Exons: 2
Coding region: 1-2544 (847 amino acids)
Biological process (GO): protein phosphorylation
Molecular function (GO): protein kinase activity; ATP binding
Source: RefSeq, a predicted model, not a curated record